This is a messenger RNA of Penicillium subrubescens, 753 nucleotides long. RefSeq lists its product as uncharacterized. Bases 1 to 753 code for a protein of 250 amino acids. Lineage: Eukaryota; Fungi; Ascomycota; Eurotiomycetes; Eurotiales; Aspergillaceae. The record is from RefSeq and is a predicted model, not a curated record. The transcript is spliced from 3 exons.
AUGGCACUCAAUGGCAAGGUUGCUUUGAUCACCGGGGGCGUCAAGAACCUUGGAGCAGAGUCAGCGCGCGAACUUGCAGGUGUUGGUGCGGAUCUGGCCCUCCACUUCAACUCUGCGAGUAGCAAGAAAAAUGCAGCCGAGCUGGAAGCCGAGUUGAAGCAGAAGCAUCCAAACUUGAAGGUUGCAUUCUAUCAGGGCGACCUGACCUCCGCGGCUGCCGUGGACAAACUGUUUGAUUCGGUUCUCAAGGACUUUGGCAAGAUUGACGUCGUUGUGAAUACGGUGGGCAAGGUGCUGAAGAAGCCGAUCACCGAUAUCUCAGAGGAGGAGUAUGAUUCGAUGUUCGCAAUCAACUCCAAGGCGGCCUUUUUCAUUCUUAAAGCAGCUGCCCGCCACAUCUCUGAUGACGGCAAGAUCAUCACUAUCGUGACUGCUCUGCUGGGUGCUUUCACAGGAUUUUAUACCUCCUAUGCCGGGUCGAAGGCGCCCGUGGAGCACUUUACCCGAGGCGUUUGCAAGGAAUUGCAAGCACGGCGUGUGAGUGUGAACAAUGUAGCUCCAGGCCCGAUGGACACGCCAUUCUUUUAUCCCCAAGAAUCGCCUGAAGCGGUCGAGUUCCACAAGAGCAAUGGCAUGGGAAACCGCUUGACCAUGGUCCAGGAUAUUGCACCAGUGAUUCGAUUCCUGUGUACUGACGGGGCGUGGAUCACUGGCCAGACCAUCUUUGCGAAUGGCGGGUACACGACUCGUUGA